This is a messenger RNA of Penicillium canescens, 627 nucleotides long. RefSeq lists its product as uncharacterized. Lineage: Eukaryota; Fungi; Ascomycota; Eurotiomycetes; Eurotiales; Aspergillaceae. The transcript is spliced from 2 exons. The record is from RefSeq and is a predicted model, not a curated record. Bases 1 to 627 code for a protein of 208 amino acids.
AUGAACUCAACCCGUGGUCACUUCCAACCCAGUGUCAACAAUCCCCCACAAAGUGGCAUGAGUGAAUCAAACAUUAAGGACUUUAUGCAGGCGGCACAGGCGGUAUCUGGGGCUUAUCUUGAAUUGUCAAAAUGUGUGGAUGCCCUUGCCAAAGUUAUGGGCAAAACGGCCAGUAAAACUAUGGCCAGUGGGACUAUGACGAGUGGCACUUCGGCGACUGGCCCGGAGCGCAACACCCCAAUGGAUGGUAAAGGCUUGGAGGUUGGUUUGAGCCGGACUGGAGGGACGGGUCAAUCAGAAAUAUCCCAUCGCCCAGUCUCGGCAUCUAGUUCUAUGGGUGAUCCACACAUGCCAAAGGUCUGCGUACGCUGCUUUAGGUUAUGGAAGACAUGUAUCCAAGACGGCGAAGAAGAUCCUCCAGACUGCAUCUCCUUCAGUAGCUCACGGUCAGAGAAAAUACCGGUACUGCUUCGAGCGUCGCAAACCGUCGCGUUCUGGCAGACACGACAGCUCACGAAUGAAGAUCCUUAUGCCGUUAAUGAACACAUUGAUCGAACGAAAGGGGAGAAUGGAUUUCCCUAUGGCCCCCGGGGAUUUCCAUACGAUGGUGCUAUGCAGGCCGUUUGA